Messenger RNA from Eremothecium sinecaudum, 2574 nucleotides. RefSeq names its product Gpr1p (gene GPR1). NCBI's taxonomy places the organism in Eukaryota, Fungi, Ascomycota, Saccharomycetes, Saccharomycetales, Saccharomycetaceae. The coding region runs from base 1 to 2574 and encodes 857 amino acids. Gene Ontology annotation, cellular component: plasma membrane. The record is from RefSeq and is a predicted model, not a curated record. The transcript has a single exon. Gene Ontology annotation, molecular function: G protein-coupled receptor activity. Gene Ontology annotation, biological process: adenylate cyclase-activating G protein-coupled receptor signaling pathway.
AUGUUGUUGUUUCCAGGAGUUGAGAAGUCCCUGAGUCUUGUUGUAAAUGACAGUUUUUUCCUAAGAUUCAACACGACUAGUUUGAAUGAGUCCAUUGGGCUUCCUGGAAUGUUUUCUACAUUUUCGAGGCCUCACUUGUUGGUUUUAAGGUCUUUAGCAAUUGCUUCUUCUGUGUCUUCUAUUAUUGCGGGCUUCAUUGGUAUUCAUUUGUUGACGUUUAUAGAUAGCCGAAGAAAGGUAUUUCGUCAUCAUAUGUUGUUGUUUUUGAUUUUUUUUGACUUGUUGAAAGCUUUGGUAUUAUUGGUUUACCCGGUAUUGCUACUUAUAUGGGACAAUGUUUAUACGAGACCCGGGCUACUUGGUGCAAUGGGUUGGCUAACAGCGUAUGCAAUUGAGGGCGCGGAUAUUGCAAUUGUUAUAUUUGCUAUACAUUUUGCACUAUUGAUAUUCAAACCUUCAUGGAAAUGGGUAAAUGAGACAACAGGAAACGUGGAAGGUGGAUUUUAUGGCUGGAGGCGUUUUAUGUAUCCAUUGGCUGGUGUGCUACCGAUGCUUUUAGCAAGUAUUGCAUUUAUCAAUUUUGAAGAUGUUUACUACUUUUCAAGGCCGUUAAAUGUGGUAUUAGAUAAUAACAGUUUUCACUUUCCACUGCAGCCUAGAGUUGGCGGGUAUAAACCACUCAGUGUAUGGUGUUAUUUACCUCCUUAUCCUUACUGGUACAAGUUGGUUUUGUCCUGGGGUCCUCGAUAUGUCAUAUUUGUCUCCAUCUGUGGCAUAUACAUCAGCAUCUAUAUAUAUGUCUCGCAGAAGAGCAAAAAGCUUAAGAAAGAAUUCAGAGAAUUUAGGAGAAGAAAUUCUGACAGCGGAGAGCAUUCAUCGGUUGCUCCACUUAUUGGGAAAGGCUCUUUUCGUCAUAAGUUGCAAUACAUCAAGCAGAGGCUUCGCCUAAAGUCUUUAAUAAAGGAUAUACGAAAUUUCGUACUUAUUAUUUCAGAGGAGAACGAAGCGGAUCGUCACCCAAACUUUAAUGGCAAAGGAUUGAAUUCCUACGAUCAAGAGACAAAUCCAACUGCGGCCUUCAAGAACACAUCGAAUCCGCCUGAGAACUAUAAUUUAUGGGCAACAUGUCCACCUUCACAGAGGAGUAUGUUGGUAAAAAGUCCUCCCCAUGAGAACCUUCAGUUAGAAAAUCCCAAUGCGACGAGACCUGCGUCUGCUGGAACUUCUGUUGCACGGCCAUCUCAACUUAGUAGCCCACCAAUUUCUGCGAACCCUCCUUCCUCAGACUCUAAUCCGCUAGCAAAGUAUUUGCAACCAAAAUUACCACCAAUAUCGCAAUCUUUGUCGGAUCUAGAGGGUUUGCCAGAUUUUAGUUUAGCAGAGCCAGACAUUUCAGCUUUUCCUCCGUCGUUGGAGGGCCCUGAUUUUACCGGUCAUCGGGUACAUCCUACAGUGAUAAAUCUAAAAGAUGUCGGGAGGGAGUUCCACAGAGAAACAUACCAAGAGUUCAAGCUCAGGAGAAGUCAGAUCAGGAGACAAUUAAAAGCGAUAUUCAUAUAUCCAUGUGCUUAUUUACUCCUAUGGAUCUUUCCUUUCAUUGUUGACUGUACACAAUAUCGCCGUGAGAUGCGCGUAGGGCCGCUGGUUUGGCUUGCUUUUGUAUCUGCAUUUAUGCAGCCAUUAAACUGCGUGGUUGAUGUGCUAGUCCUUAGUUACAGGGAAAGGCCAUGGCGUUACUCUUGGUCCUGCAUUGAAAGACAAAAGCUUUUGAACAAAUAUAUAUUGAAGGGUGAAAUAGGUGAAAAUAUAAUUAUGGAGCUUGCUUCAAGCAAGGCGGGUAGGCAAGGCUGGUAUUACCGCGGAAAGUGGAUGAAGUUGGAGUGUUGGAAGCACAAACCAGAACGUUGGAAACAGAUUUGUUGGUAUAUUUUGAGAACCUUCAAAGGCAUAUUUAAAUUCAAAUUAGAUUACAAUGAUAAUUGCGACGAUUGGGCAUAUUGGAAUGACUAUUAUAGAGGGAAGGAAGGGUGCAAUAACACAGAACAUUCUACUUCUGAGCAAGGUGCCACUGGUCCUCCCCAAGAACGGGCUGCUGCACAACAGCCCGAUUUGACGAAUGUUAUUAAAGUCCCAAUUUGGUGGCGAAUCAUUCACUUCUCUCCUAUGAUGAGGGGCAUAGACCUUGAUGAUUUGGACAGAGAGAUCAGAUUACGAAGCGAAGAAAACAAUAUUAUCGGUCCUAACGUCCAGUUCAUGGGUAAUUAUCAACAUAACGACAGUCACGUAUCUUCGAGAGAUUACUUGCCUAUUACAUCUGCAAGACUUGAACAAAACAAUAGACAACUACCUGGCAACGAUUAUCUAACUUUGGAACCACCGAAAAGGAUUCCUUUAGCAAAUGGACAGUCAAAUUCUGCAUACCUAGAUGGUAGAUCGUUUGCCUCGAAUACAAACGUUAGCGGCUCUGAAGUUUCCCACAGUAAUCUCCCUGGGAUCGCAUAUGAUUCAGACAACCAUUCUGUAUCGGAUACGGAAAGUCGCAAAAUAGACAUACUGGACUUCUUGAAAGGUUAA